AUGCCUCAGAAAGAAGUGGACCAGUUCAACGCAGAGCAUCUCGGGGAGGCAAUGAUCUUCAAGAGCGAGACAUCCUCGCACUUCAUGUGCGGGGAGACCUUCCUCGUAAUGCUUCAUGGCUUGGUCAGUCCAGCAUUGAUGAAACAGCGACAGAAGUUGGGCGUUCCGCGAGACACAAAAGCUCUACUACUAGUCGAUGCAUGGACCGGAUUCCAUUCCUCGAAAACCGGACUAGAUGCAGCGCGCGAAGCGUGGAGCCAACAAGCAUGCUGCUUGCUCCCAGCCGUGCAGGCUGGGGGAUUCUCGGCCAAUGGCCAACCAGUGGAUCAGCUCCAUCAUCUUCUGCGGGCAAGAUUGGAGCUAGUCGAUGCAGACGAUGAUGGAGCAGGUUUGACUCCUGAGGAAGCUUCCAAAGUCUUAGAUGCAACCGGUAUGCUGAGGGCAAUGGGUGUGGCUGAUGACAUGGCUGGAGAGCCACCAAAGCCAAACAGGUGGUAUUGGUCCCUCGAGAUGCCAGAUGGAAACAUGGCGACUUUGCCAACGGCCAUCGCGCAUGGCGCUGAGCGGGCCAUUUGUGCCCACAGACGGGAGCGCAAAGUGAUGGUAGCAAAGAAACCACAUGGGUGGGAAAGCAAAAUGAAGAUUCUCAACGGCAAGAUCUUUAGCUUGGUGUACAACACCAGACACGGCUGCAUGGCCACUUCAUCCUUCCUCAAGAAGCGCACAGCCAGGAUCAAUGGCAAAACAGAAUUUGUGGGGAAGGGCACUGGCCACAUAAUAUUGAGAAUCCACCUGGAGCUUGACGAUGAGAACAACAUUGCCGGCCCGGGGUCAUACUUUCUUUCAAGCCAGAACUUCCCGAAGAAAAAGAUCGUUUGCAUCGCCACCAGUGCUCCAAUGAAUGGUUUUGACUUGCUCCGUGAGAAUUACGGAGGACCUGUGCCUGUGUGUGCCCCUUGUAAUCACAGGGGUCAUUCAGUUCCGUAG
Durusdinium trenchii is the source of this 987-nucleotide messenger RNA. Lineage: Eukaryota; Dinophyceae; Suessiales; Symbiodiniaceae. The record is from the annotation of a GenBank genome assembly.